GACUGCUAAAUAUAAAUGAUUACUUGAGGAACAUUACUAAGUUUCACAUCCUUUUUUUAAGCAAUGGAUUUUCAACAUUACUUAAGUAUAUGGCCAACUACUUGUCUGACUUUCAGAUUUACAGCAUUUUAAAUCUGUAUUCUUGUUUUAUUUGUCUAACUGAUUCAAUGCUAAAUUCAGAAGAAGAGACAGCAGUCAACAUACCUGAAGUGAGAUUUUAUAAUCAGAGAACACGGACAACUUGGAUUAGUCUACAGUGAAACAGCUGGUCACCCUUCUUGAUCACAAAAAACCACAUGGCACCAUUAGCAAAUGGAGUGUUUCUGCUCAGCGUAUGUCACUUGCUGACAUCCAUGAGGGCUGAAAACCCCAUAUUUUUUCCUUGUGAAAACAACACUGAUUCAACAGUGGUGGACUGUAGUCAGAGAAAUUUGACCCAUGUGCCGUUAAUCCUCAAGUCAUCCUCUGUGCUAUCCCUGAAUUUGGAUCGGAAUAAAAUUCAAAAGUUGGAGCGCCUUGCCUUUGCUGGAGUUUCCCAACUGCGGAUCCUCAUGAUUAAUUGGAACUGCCCCCCGGGUAGGCUGAGGGCCCUGGGUGUGCCUCCCUGUCACAUGCAGAUAGACCCAGAGGCCUUUACUGGCUUGAAGAACCUGACCAAGCUCUUCCUGGCAGGCAACAGUCUUAUCCAAGUUCCUGCGUUGCCCGAACACCUGGAAGUACUGAGCAUUGAGUAUAAUAAACUCUUCAAUAUCACUGAGCCUCUGGGGACCCCACUCCUCCAACAACUUUUUUUAUCUAAAAACUGUUACUAUGCCAAUCCCUGUAACCAAACCUUUUUCAUAGACAAGAAGAUCUUCCAAGGUUUGCCGAACCUGUGGAAUCUCACCUUAGGAUAUAAUAAUAUCACUGAGGUUCCCCCUGGUUUGCCUCCCUCCCUGGAAGUCCUGGACCUCAAAGAGAACAAAAUUAGUGAGAUCAAUGAGCUGGCAUUCGCAAACCUGUCAAAGCUCAGGAACCUCAACCUUGAGUGGAACUGUCAGCGCUGCGACCAUGCAGCCCAGCCUUGCUUCCCAUGCGCUAACAAUGCCCCUAUUAAGCUGUACCAGGGAACUUUCAGGAACCAGGUGCAGAUCACCUCCCUGAGUCUAAGAGGGAACUCUCUCAGACACCUGCCAGACAAACUGUUCAGCAACCUGCAAAGCCUCAAUUAUUUGGACCUCUCUGAUAAUCUGCUGGCCUAUGCAAUCAGAAAUGGUACCUUCUUCAAAGACCUGAAGAACGUCUCAACUCUCAACUUAAUCUAUAACUACGAACCCCUGAAAACAUUCAAAAAUCUUUCCCUCUCCCCUCACAUCAGUGAAAUGAUUUCUUUGAAAAACCUCCUCCUCAGUGGCUACUUCUUCCAUGAAGUGUCCUCAGAGGGAAUCAAACCACUAAUGAAUCUCACACAUUUAGAGAAAUUGGAUUUACGAAUGAAUUUUGUAAGUUCGUGUCAUGUUGAAAUUUUUAGGAAGAUGAAGGCUUUGAAACAUAUAGUUCUUUCUCAGAACAUGUUGGAUUUUAUGCAGCAAUCCCAUAAUCCCAAUUUCUGCCAGUCAGAUCCCCCAAAUCAGCAGAUGGAAGAUGCCAUGAUUAUUUCUCCAAAAAUAAUUAACACAGAAAAAAACUAUCAAGGAUCACAUGAGGAUCAUAAUGAUGGUGAUCAUGUGAACCCAGAAAUGUGGACCUUUUUUAAACGUUACUGCGACAGAAAGUUAUAUUUUGACUUGUCCCUAAAUAAUAUCCUUUCUCUGAGGGAAAGCACAUUCAACGGCAUGGAGGAGGUGUACUGUUUGGAUUUGUCAUUUAAUUAUUUAAGUCAGUCACUGAAUGGAAAACAGUUUGUUCCCCUAAAGAACCUAGUCUAUCUUAAUAUGUCAUUUAAUAGAAUUGAUUUCUACUAUGAUGGUGCUUUUCAAGAAGUGAGGGACACACUUAAGGUGCUAGACCUCAGUCAUAAUGCAUUUCAUUUUUAUAUGAAAGGUAUGGGUCAUCGCUUUGAAUUCAUCCAAAAUCUGACAUCACUGGAAGCCCUGAGUCUGGCUGACAACAACAUCGGAAUACGUAUCUCAUCAAAACUGACAAGUUCCUCCCUCAAUUAUUUAUUUUUUGCUGGCAACCGCCUAGACAUAAUGUGGGAUACCAGGGGUGACCAGUACAUCUUCUUUUUUAAAGAACUCACCAACCUGACCUAUUUGGACAUUUCCCGGAAUAAGCUCAUUUACUUCUCCCCUGAAGCCUUGUGUAACCUUCCAGAGAACCUUAGAACCCUGAAAGUCAGUGACAACGGGCUUCAUUAUUUCCCUUGGGGCAACCUUACAGUUCUCAUCAACCUCUACAAUCUGAUCCUCAGUAGGAAUUCCCUUAGUCAGCUGCCUAGUGAUGUCAUAUUUGGUCCCAACCUGACAUUCCUGGAUUUGAGUUACAACAGCAUCGGCCAGCUGCCCGAGGGCUUCUUCCAAGCAGCCACUUCACUGCGCUACCUCUUUCUGAAUAACAACCAACUGAAGUUCCUUGAUAUCCAAAGCCCCCCAUUUCAGUUUGAUAGCUGCCUCCAGAAGGUGACGCUUCAUGAUAACCCAUUUGUGUGCAGCUGUGAUACAGCCUGGCUCUCUGACUUUCUGAGGACCAGUCCCAUUCAGUUUCCCAAACUCACCACCAACUUUAAGUGUGGAUUCCCUGAGUCCCUGCAAGGAGAGAGUGUGUUGUCAAUGGACCCUCGAUCCUGCCAGGAAAUAUUCGGCAGUAUUGGGUUCCUCUGCACAUUCCUACUGACUAUUGUGUUGACUGUUGUUCCCCUCCUUAAAAAACUGUAUGGCUGGGACCUUUGGUAUUGCGUCCAGGUCUUUUGGGCUGGGCACAAAGGUUACUCCAUGCUCCAGAACAACUCAAACCAGCAUGAUGCCUUUGUAGUGUUUGACACUAGAAAUGUACCUGUAAGAGACUGGGUUUACAAUGAGCUUGUGGUAAAUUUAGAGGACAGGGGAAUGAGGAGGUUCAGUCUCUGUCUGGAGGAGAGGGACUGGGUCCCUGGAGUUGCAUGCAUAGAGAAUCUACACAAUGCUGUAAACAACAGUAAGAAAACAGUGUUUGUGUUGACUAACAAUGGUGCUGUCAAUGGCACACUCAAACAGGCCUUCUACAUGGUACAGCAACGGUUGCUAGAUGAAAAAGUAGACGCAGUCAUACUCGUGCUUCUGGAUGAGGUUUUCCCAAAAAUGAAAUAUAUUAAAAUGAGAAAGAGGCUCUGCAGGAAGUCAGUCAUCUCAUGGCCCAGGAACCCACAUGCUCACCAACAUUUCUGGAACAAAAUGAGAGCAGCCUUGGCUGCAGAUAACUACCGUUCUUAUGAUAAAAAUAUCAAUGAAGGUUUCACAUCCGGUGACUUGAUCUAACCUUCAUAAAUGCACUGACAGUCAAAAAUAAUUACUCACCAUGCACAGACAGGUUUAGGUAUACUGAGGAGGGAAUUUAGGUUCAAACAGCCCAAAGAAUUUGAAGCCUUUCCUGAGUAGUGCUGUUUAUUGACAGUAUAUUUAUGAGGCAAUUAAGUUAACCAUCAGUCAUUGGGCUUUGAUCCCAUUGAAAAAAGUUUGAGCAAUGUACAAGGUGUGAGAACUCUUUCACUAGAAUCUGCUGGGAACUGUGCACUGCUAGAAACAUCAGAAAAGAUGCUAUAGACUUUUCUCAACAAAAGUAUAUAUAUAUAUAUAUAUAUAUAUAUAUAUAUAUACUUACAUGCAUUUUUAAAAUUUCACUGGGUUCAUGAAAUUUGUUUUAAAAUGGUUAGUUGUGAUUAAUUACGAUUUUAAUAGUCAUAAGCGUUUAAACAUUGUGAGUCAUUUAUCACCUGUUUACUGAAAUGAAAAUGACUCUUUCAGUUCUUUUAUUUUGUGUUUUCACUAAAAUGGAAGUGAAAAUGAUUUACAUUUCAAGACUGUCAUGCCAGGUGUGUUCAGGAGUUUCCCCACUGCUUUAAUGACUGUUUAUCAAGUGACAGUAUUUUUGGAUUUAGGCCCUUUAACUUGUUUCUCUAAUUGAGUGUCAUCUUGCUAUUUUUCAUUAAUACAAUUAACAGAGAAAUAGUUCUAUUUCAUUUAAAGCCAUACAGAUCACAGUGAAGGUGUACAUUUUUUCCUUUUAUGGACUACCACAAACUCAAUUCUCAACUCAUAGAGGACCGGGAAUGGUACACAAGAAAUUGGUUUAUUUUGCUGAUGGAUAAAUGUUUGUUCUUUUUGUGAGAGUAUUUUAUGGAAGCAUUUGUGCUUUAAUUUCUGUAAUUAUUACUGUACAUGCUUGCUUGUAUCUGGGACACUUCACUUUCUUUUUAGGUUAAGGUUUAGGUAAAGAUUCUUCUUAGUUAAUUCUCAUUGUUUUGCUGAACAUACAGUAUGGUCAGAUGAGAGCAAAAUGGAACUUUUAGACCAUGCACUCCAACCGUGGAUUUGGUGUCGGGAGAACACAUUGAAAAGGGCGUCAUAUUCACAGUCAAAUAUGGCAGUGCAUCUCUGAUGUUAUGGGGCUGUUUUGCUGGUCCUGGGGGUCUCGUUAAGGUAAAGUACCAAGCCAUUUUCAUUAAAUGAUUUGCCCUGGUAUCCCUUCCAGGAAGCUCAAACUUGGCACAAAAGCAUCUUUAAAUAAGACAGUGAUCCACAACAUACAUCACUAUCCACCGAGAAAUGGUUGCUGUUCAAAAAUAUUUUGCAAUGGCCUGCACAUUCUCAAGUCUUGUUCCCAAUCAAAGGGUCUGAAGGAUCUUGAAAGAAAAUGUGGAGGAAAGGUCAGAGGUGGUAUUAUCCUUGUGAAGGAUAGGGUACACAAUGUUCUGAUAUUUUUGUGAAAAUGUGUUAUAUAUUCUUUGUUCAUCUUUAUCUUUAAAUUAGAAAAAAAAAAAAACUACAGUUGUAGUGUAAGAGAAAUAAAUAUAUGUGUACAUCUAACUGUAAAAUAAGUACACAUGUUUGUUGAAUCCAGUCCAAUGAUUCAUCUGCUUUUUAUCGACAAUUUCUGGUUACAAUUUUUGUUUGUAUAACAUUUUUUAGAAGGCACUUGGGAGUAAAUAUAUGUGAACAGUACAGUAUUACACAAAUGUACUGCAUGGGAAUGUAUUCCGUAGCAUUGAAAUGGCAAAAAACUUUGAAGGGCAAGACCAUAAAUGAAUGAAAUCACAAAUUGUGCAGAAUUCUAUGGAUGGUAAAGCAAUGCUGAAACAGGUUGAAUAAAUCUAUCAAAUAUACACCAGUAGAGGGCAGCAAAACAACCAACUGUAUCGGCCUGUGCAAAUUCAAACAGGCUUUAAAUAUUUAUUUAAAAAUAAGCAUUACUAAUAAACCUAACAGACACAAGUUCCUGGAGACAGACCCAACAAUACUAACACAACCCAAUAUCCAAUUGAAAUUGAUAGUUAAAGUCACAGUUUUUUACCCCUUUUUUCUCCUUUCUUUCCCAGCCUUUAAAAAACUGCAAGACAACAUUUAUGUACACAAUAAUGUUUGAUAAUAAAAUAGUUUAGUGCUUGGCCAA
This is a messenger RNA of Anguilla anguilla (European eel), 5565 nucleotides long. RefSeq names its product toll-like receptor 9 (gene tlr9). Gene Ontology annotation, biological process: toll-like receptor signaling pathway; canonical NF-kappaB signal transduction; defense response to virus. Gene Ontology annotation, cellular component: plasma membrane. The transcript is spliced from 2 exons. NCBI's taxonomy places the organism in Eukaryota, Metazoa, Chordata, Actinopteri, Anguilliformes, Anguillidae. Gene Ontology annotation, molecular function: protein binding; pattern recognition receptor activity. Bases 297 to 3434 code for a protein of 1045 amino acids. The record is from RefSeq and is a predicted model, not a curated record.